AUGUCGGAAAAUGUAUCCAGACCCCAGAGUUUAGAAAGUUGCACAAGCAGAAGCACCAUACAGUUAAUAAGUUUUAUUAGAUGUUAUUGUAAUGUCUUCCUUCUCCUUUGCGCCGUCUCACCAGAGGAGAAGCCUGUGGGAUUUCGUUUAAAGCCACCAACUCUCAUACAUGGACAGGCACCAAGUUCAGGCGUCCCAAGUCAGAAACCCAAGGAGCAGCAACGCAGUGUCCUCCGCCCUGCAGUUCUUCAGGCACCGUCCUCUAACUCACAUAUAGAGUCCAAUUCCAGUUGUGGAACUAACGGUGUGAAAAAGUCGUCGGAUGAAGCAACUUUGCCACCGUCGCUCUUCUUGAACAACACAGAGCACAGGUCACAGAAACAUGAAAAUGAGGAAGAUGGAGCAAGUGGUAAAGACGAAAAGGAGACGGAUGUAGCAAUAUCUUUUGUGUUUGGUCAGAAUAUCAAAGAGAGAGCAAAGUUGGAAGAGAACAGUAAAGAAGGGAAGUCAAAAGAUGGACUGGACUCAGAGGGCACUAAUUAUUUCUUACAGUACAGCGCUACCCCAAGUUCAAACAAUGCCACAAACAGUACAGACACUGGGGAAAAAUUUGUUUUUGGGCAGAACAUGUCUGAACGAGUUCUGAGUCGCCCAACGGGCGAGUCCUCAAAUGAGGAAACUAAAGAAGUUUCAGCGCCUCCUGUUUCAGAGCCCUCAUCACAGGAAGCCACCCCAGAGAAGGUGAAUAGUGUGUCGGGGUCUUUGGAGGAGUCUGCAGCAGCUUACACCAAAGCCACAGCCAAGAAGUGCGUCUUAGAGAAAGUCGAUGUCAGAACUGGAGAAGAAUCAGAAAGCAAUGUUUUACAGACGCAGUGCAAGUUAUAUGUUUUUGAGAAAGCUGCCCAGUCGUGGAUAGAGAGAGGACGAGGUUUGCUGAGGCUCAACGACAUGGCAUCAACAGAGGACGGCACGCUACAGUCUCGUCUAGUGAUGAGGACCCAGGGCAGCCUCCGGUUGAUCCUCAACACUAAACUUUGGGCCAAGAUGCAGGUGGACAAAGCUAGCGAGAAGAGUGUACGAAUCACUGCCAUGGACACAGAGGACCAGGGGGUCAAGGUCUUCCUAAUAUCGGGUAGCUCUAAGGACGUAGGUCAGCUGGCUGCAGCGUUGCAUCAACCCGACAUCUAAGGCCUGAAGAGCAGGGGCGGACCGGGAAUGGACACCCCAACGACAAGCUACAUCCUCGAUGCCGAAAUUCCACUGUCCAACGAAGAUGACAGCGACGAGGAAGACAAUGCCUCUGCCUCAGCUUCAGCCUCCACUCCUGCGACGAGUAAUUCAGAGGGGGGAGAGAGCCAGGCGGCAGGAAGCACAUAGCGUCACACUUGGACAGCCUGCUAACAUGCUGCCGUUGAGGCAUUUUGCUGUAGGCAUCUCCAUGGACACCCCUUGACCAACAUGGGUCCUCCAGACCAGUACUUUUGGAUAUUAGAAGUCUAGCUCCAGGAAAUAACCCCUUGUGCCGGAGUGUCUCACCCAACUCGUGCAGUUCAUCUUCUCUGCAUUCAGCGUAAUAUCUGGAGUCGUUUCUUCCCUCCCUCUCCUGUUUUGUGUUUUAUUUUUGUUUUCGAGUAUUUUUUUUCUUUCUCCCCGAUAGCAAAAAUAAAGACUUCAAAGCUU
This is a messenger RNA of Pseudoliparis swirei, 1680 nucleotides long. RefSeq names its product ran-binding protein 3-like. Gene Ontology annotation, cellular component: nuclear pore; cytoplasm. Gene Ontology annotation, biological process: protein export from nucleus. Gene Ontology annotation, molecular function: GTPase activator activity. Lineage: Eukaryota; Metazoa; Chordata; Actinopteri; Perciformes; Liparidae. The record is from RefSeq and is a predicted model, not a curated record.